UCGUCCCGUCGCGACUCACCGCAAGGCGGGGACUGUUGUUGAGGGGCUUCGGCCGUCAGAGUAGACAUGGGGGCCGGCCGCACGGGGGCUGCGCUUGCCGCCCUAGGAGUGCUUAGUGUCUGUGCGGCCAGCGGCGCAAGGCCCGUGGCGGAGGGGGAGACCGGCGGGGAGGUGGAGUGGGCGGAGCCGUGGGACGGCGCAGUUUUCCGGCCUCCCUCCGCGCUGGGCGCAGUGGGGGUGGCGCGCGGUCCGGGGACCCCGCGGCCGGGGAGCGGGGAGGCGGUGGACCUGCCGGUGCUGCUAUGGUGGAGCUCAGGGCUGUUUCCUCACUUCCCGGGCGACUCGGAGCGCAUCGAGUGCGCGCGCGGCGCGUGCGUGGCGUCCCGGGACCGACGGGUGCGGGGAGACUCGCGGACGCGCGCGCUGCUCUUCUACGGCACCGACUUCCGCGCGUCCGAAGCGCCGCUGCCGCGCUUGGCGCACCAGAGCUGGGCGCUCCUGCACGAGGAGUCGCCCCUCAACAACUUCUUGCUGAGCCACAGUCCGGGCAUCCGCCUCUUCAAUCUUACCGCCACCUUCAGCCGUCACUCGGACUACCCGCUGCCGCUGCAGUGGCUGCCCGGGACCGCCUAUCUGCGCCGCGCGGCGCCUCCGCUCCCGGAACGCGCGGACUGGCGCCGCCGGGGCUACGCGCCGUUGCUCUAUCUGCAGUCCCACUGCGACGUGCCUGCGGACCGGGACCGCUACGUGCGCGAGCUCAUGCGCUACAUCCCGGUGGACUCAUAUGGGAAAUGCCUGAAGAAUCGGGAGCUGCCCACGCCGCGGCUACAGGACACAGCCACAGCCACCACUGAGGAUCCAGAACUCUUGGCCUUCUUGUCACGCUAUAAGUUUCAUUUGGCCCUCGAAAAUGCCAUCUGUGACGACUACAUGACGGAAAAACUGUGGCGCCCCAUGCACCUCGGUGCUGUGCCUGUGUACCGCGGCUCUCCCUCUGUGAGGGACUGGGUGCCCAACAAUCACUCCAUCAUCCUCAUUGACGACUUUGAGUCGCCGCAGAAGCUGGCAGAGUUUAUUGACUUUCUGGACAAAAAUGAUGAGGAAUAUAUGAAAUACCUGGCAUACAAGCAACCUGGGGGCAUCACCAACCAGUUCCUUCUGGAUAGUCUGAAGCAGCGGGAGUGGGGAGUGAAUGAUCCUUUACUGCCUAACUACCUUAACGGCUUCGAGUGUUUCGUCUGUGACCACGAACUGGCUCGGCUGGAUGCCGAGAAGGCCCAUGCAGCCUCUCCUGGGGACAUCCCUGUCCCUGAGCCUCAUAUUGCCCAGCCCUCACACAUGGACUGCCCAGUGCCCACACCUGGCUUUGGCAGCGUGGAAGAGAUUCCUGAGAAUGACAGCUGGAAGGAGAUGUGGCUGCAAGAUUAUUGGCAAGGCCUGGACCAGGGGGAAGCUCUCACUGCCAUGAUCCACAACAAUGAGACACUGCAGAGGAAAUUUUGGGAUUACCUAACUGAGAUCUUCAUGAAAAGGAACCAAAAUCUCUAAUUACUCUUGCAAGAGUCCUUAACUUGAUAGAGCUAAGGAGAUGGAAGUCCUUAUUCUACCAUGGGACAUGAAGGGUAUCUGCUAUGCAAGUUCUUAAUGAACACUGUCUUACCAUGAAUUCAAAGAAUAAGUUAUAUCUACUGAUAUUUUAUCCUAAAGAUGUGUAGCCAGGGUCUCAGCCUAUGGUAAUAGGGCCUCUCCUCAAGGAGAGAUGGAGGCAUCCAGUUCUUGGUUUAGUGGGAACCAGAAGCCUGAAACACCCAUUUGAUUAAAGGUGCUGAUCAACAAAAAUUUUAAAGAACUGCUUAUUUCUCUAGCCAUAUCAUCCUCUCAGUCAUGAUUGGGACAACACAUUAGUACUUGGCUGUGAAUGAGGUAAGAUGGGCCAGGUUUAGUGUCUUUAGAAAACUACUGUGCUAUUCCUCAAACCACUCAUUAUUCAGUACCUUUCCCAAUCUCUUUUCCUCAUCUCUUGCUUUAUAAACUGUUAUGUUGGUGGUGAAGCAAAACUCCUGGUGGGUUGUAUUCUGGCUCUCUGGAGUUGUAUUUUUUAUAUCAUUUACUUUGCUUUUCAUGUCAACCUUUUCAUUUUGAAUGGCUUUUUCUUUCCUGGUUUUCCACAAUUUCUGAUGGAGACGGAGUAGCCUUGCCACUAUUCCCACAUUCGUUUUCCCCAGCAUUAAACUGCCUGUAGAUUUGACAGCUUUUCUUACUGCUGGUUUGCUUCUUAUCUAGGGCAUAUCUGAAAUUCCU
Molecule: messenger RNA, 2301 nt
Organism: Eubalaena glacialis (North Atlantic right whale)
Lineage: Eukaryota; Metazoa; Chordata; Mammalia; Artiodactyla; Balaenidae
Gene: POFUT4
Product: fucosyltransferase 11
Exons: 3
Coding region: 67-1548 (493 amino acids)
Cellular component (GO): Golgi membrane
Molecular function (GO): alpha-(1->3)-fucosyltransferase activity
Source: RefSeq, a predicted model, not a curated record